AUGAGAGAUGUCUCUGAAGAUGCAGAUGGGGGCAUUUGUGCUACUACCGAUAAUGUUCACUGCGCAUGGAAUUCCCAAGACACAUCCAUGGACCGAGAAACCAGGCCUGCAGAAAGCGAGGGGGCUUCGUUUGAGAUGACUGCUGCAGGUGUUGACAUCGGACAUCAACAUCGCAGGUACUCGGCUCUGCAAAUACACGAAGAUGAUGGGGACGAGCUCGCCGUCGACGAUAUUCGCGUGCAGGCUCCCGACAACCUGUCGUCGCCUCCAUCUUAUCACCUGCUAAGUCACGGUCAAAAUGGCACCACCAAGACAGGCCCGGGCGCGUCCACGCACGAGACCGCGACUCCAGACGAUGAUACAGAAAGUUACAAACAGCACCACGAUGGCGGCGACAGAAGGCAAAUGCCGCCGAGGACACUCACUCCUUUAACAAACCACCAGAUCGCCCUGCUCAUCUUCGAGCUGCUUGCGGUGGUGGCUGCGAUCGUCGCGGGCAUCAAAGGGCUAGUCAUGUUGCCGCAACUAAACAUCUUUUCUGUGCCGCCCAUGACCCAGGACUGCGGAGGUUACAGCGUACCUGCUGUAGAACGGGGCUUCUACAUUAAUCUGCAGGUUGCUCAAAAGUUGUCUUUUACCCGGGCGAAAUUGCUUGACCUGGCAUGGGACACGGUGGUCGGGCAGGGUGGUCGGUUCCUCCACGCUUUUGUUCUCUACCAGGUCGCGGCGUCACAGCUGGCUUGGAUGAUGGAGUACUCAUUGGUGCCGUACUACUUCCAGCUUGACAUCCUCUUCUCGACGGCUUCUCUCUCGGCUCUGUGGUCCACUCUACGAUUCCUGGGCACGAAGCGACCCGCUCGCGCCGUCUUCUCGGCAGUGUGGUUCCUCCUCGCCAUCGUGUACGUCCUCGCUUUUUCGUCCAUCUGGGGCGCUGCGACGGGAUACCUGAGCCCCAGUAGGCCUGCGUACAUGAUGGAGGAUAAUUCAUAUGUCACCUUCGACUCGGACAAUCUUAACGUAUGCAUCACUGUUGACAGUGAGAGGCUCAACGGGACUGUGCCGGCUAUUGUGCAAGGACCAAAACUGAGCAGUUGUUUGGACGACUUUGGGAAACUUGGUGAUAUCAUUGGCAAAGAUGAUCAUAGAAUAUCCGGCGGCUACGUCGGCUACGGCAGCUUUCCCACAUGCGAUCUCACGAACAGCACGGAAGAAUGGUUAAAUAUCAUUGCUUAUUCCAGAACCGCAUUGACUAUCCAGUCCUUCUACACCGGGGCAAAUUCAUCUUUCAUGAACGAAAGCACAGAUUUCAACCUUUGGGGGUACAGGUCUUAUUCCGACUUCUCUCGUGUCACAGGUGUUGAUGUGCGCACCGAGAAUCGCCCCGGGCGGUAUGGUUACACGUUGACGGGCGGCAAGUCAACCGGCGGAAGGUCCGCAGUGCCGGGACUGUACCGCCAGUUCACCGGCUUCCAGUUCGCGGGCGCGGGCCAGGAAGUCACGAACCCGGACACGCCGUGGUUCAAUGUCACUUUCGAGCUGGACCCGUCGAUCAGGGUGAAGACUUAUAACAGAAGCAGCGUCUGGGAACUACUCAAUUAUCCCCUAAACCCGGUGCCCUAUAACUCGACACUGUGGUGGAAGGGCUCGGCGAUCCCGCUUGAGGCGCCGUUCUUGAACUUCCCCGCGCGAGCGGAAGAAUGCGGUUGGUACGGGGUCGACGGGCUGUGUGUCUGCUACCAGGGCACACCGCUUAUGGCUGACUUCCAAGAUCCCAACAACCUGAUCUGUAUCAGCGAGGAGGGUUACGUGUGGGGUUUCUCGAGAGUGAUCACGCUCAUCGGCCUUAUCCUCGAGGUCUGCUGGAUCAUAGGCUGCUUUGGGAUGUGGCUCGAUGUGCACAUCAACAGCAACCUGUUUCGGAUGAACCGGCGGGGCUCCGGGGUGGUGCGGAACAUCCUCGAUAUUGCGGGCGCAAUACAGACCGACCUGGGCCGUGACACGGGAGCGUAUGGGAAUAGCGCCCUGCUGAGGGAGCUGGAGAAACUGCCACCGGUGGCGUAUGAAGUUGUCGAUGAAGGUCAGCAGGGUCGGAUCUCUAUAGCCUCGAUGUCGGGGGCGAGGAGACGGGGGCCUGGCCUCCAGGCUGGCAAGUUGUACGCAUAA
Messenger RNA from Diaporthe batatas, 2163 nucleotides. RefSeq lists its product as uncharacterized. NCBI's taxonomy places the organism in Eukaryota, Fungi, Ascomycota, Sordariomycetes, Diaporthales, Diaporthaceae. The transcript is spliced from 2 exons. The coding region runs from base 1 to 2163 and encodes 720 amino acids. The record is from RefSeq and is a predicted model, not a curated record.